GCCUUAACUCCAGCCACUGGGGGAAAGGCACAGACUUUUGUCAUCCCUCCUGCCAAGAGUGUGCUACCUUUCUCUUCCAGCAUGGUGAGCGGCGGGGCUUGUGUGUGUCGGGGCCGUGCCUGGGCGAGCCAGCCCAGCCACCGUCAGGCCGCCUGAGCUCCGGUCCCACCGCUCCAUGCGCUGCAGAAGCCCCAGCAGCAGCAGCAGCAGCUGGAGCCGCCAACAUGAGCUGCAGAGAGGGGACUGACAGCAGCUGCGGCUGCGGUGGGCGCGACGAGAACAGGAUCCUCAAGUGCGUGGUGGUCGGGGACGGCGCCGUGGGGAAGACCUGCCUGCUGAUGAGCUAUGCCAACGACGCCUUCCCGGAGGAGUACGUGCCCACUGUGUUUGACCACUAUGCAGUUACCGUGACGGUGGGAGGCAAGCAGCAUUUGCUUGGACUGUACGACACCGCAGGACAGGAGGAUUACAACCAGCUGCGGCCACUCUCCUACCCCAACACCGACGUGUUUCUCAUCUGCUUCUCUGUCGUAAACCCUGCCUCUUAUCACAACGUCCAGGAGGAGUGGGUCCCGGAACUGAAGGACUGCAUGCCUCACGUGCCUUACGUCCUCAUCGGGACCCAGAUUGAUCUCCGGGAUGACCCCAAAACCUUGGCACGUCUCCUGUACAUGAAGGAGAAGCCCCUCACCUACGAGCAUGGCGUGAAGCUGGCAAAAGCGAUUGGAGCCCAGUGCUACCUGGAAUGUUCCGCCCUGACUCAGAAGGGUCUCAAAGCGGUUUUUGAUGAAGCCAUCCUCACUAUUUUCCACCCCAAGAAGAAAAAGAAAGGUUGUUCAGAGUGCCACAGCUGCUGUGCAGUUAUCUGAAGUUGCCUGAGACCUGUCUCCCUGCCAUCCAAGGGAGUGAAGAGCAGCCAGUCUCUGGGACCCGCCUCUAGCCAAAAGGGAGGGGGUGACCAGAAAGGAAUCCCUGCAUCCCGAAGGCCUGUCCCUGUGCCCUGCCAGCUUCCCAGCUCAGCAUCCUGUCACCACUGCCUCCUCCCCAGGCUGGAGCAUCCACACUGCGCGUGGAGAACGCUGAGCCACAUUCAGUCAGUGCGCUGGGGAGGUAUUGGAAGCAAGUCACAAUCGUCCUGUAUUUCACAUCUCCCCUUCCACCGAUGUGAGCCAACGGGAAGUCACGCUGGAAAACCAAGCACUCUGUCCUGCAGUGGGGGCCUUACUUCCUGUGUUUGCCAACUUGGGAAUACAAUGCCGACAUUUUCCCUGAGACUGUUGUUUCAGCCAAGUGUCUCAACAUUUGUUUCUAUUAGGGUUUCCUGAGGUCCAGUCACUUGAGCCUCGCAAGUCCGCAUCAAAAUAGUUCAAAGACAAGCUGGAUUAUGCUCACUCCUAUUGACAGUGGGUCUCUGCCAAUGUCCUUAGAGCCAACAUGUACCUCUGAAUGCCUGAUUACAAAACAAAAGCAAAAACAAAACAAACAAAAAAAAACUUUACAACUUUUAUAAACUGUCAGACCUAUGAUUUUUUAGCCUUUUUAAAAAAAAAAAAAUCCUGUGAAUUAUUACACCUUCUCCAGUUUUGCCAAAGAUUCAUCCUACAAAUGCUUCAGGUGACAGGGAGCCUGCUCUUGCAAACAUCUACUGUCAUUCAACCUGAAAAUGGACAGUCUUUGAAGAAAGAAAUAGAUUUCUGCUUUUCAUCUAACUUGGUCAGGACAAGAAGAUGGCAAAAGCCAUCUUCCUGAUCCAGCAGAGUGGGCCUGCCCCACCCCUCACAGGUCUGUGCCUUCCCCCCAGUCACACUUCCUCCUGUGCCCAGGAGAAACUGGGGAACACUGUGUUCCCCAGUCAUAGCCUAGGGAAAAAGAAAAAGACCUUAAAAGAAAAAAAGGGUGGAGGGCUCUGGACACCAGACAUGAAAAAUGUGUCCCAGAAUCCUUCAGGGUCAAAGUGCCUUAACUCUUCUACUUGCUUCAGCUGAAAAUGCUACUCAGCUUGCCCAUAUUAAGCCUCAGUUCAGGACAGUUUCCAAUUGCAGCCAGUGCGAAAAUUAUUGCCUCUCUCCUUCUUUCCUUAACUUCUCCCAAAUGUCCAUGGAGGAUAAGCUUAAGUGGAUCCCAUUCCAGCCUGAGGCACUGCACCUAAUGGAGAGUUUGGUCCUGAGCAGGAAAAGCUCCCAGUGAGAAAUCCUGCACCUUUCAACGUGACAAUUCCCAAACAGCCAGGGACACUCUGUGUUUUAAUUAGAGGCUGUGAUUGGCCCUGGUUAGUCUUAUUUGCUUACAAAUGCCCUGAAAUUACCCAGGGAAGCUGAUUUCUCCUUUUUUUUCUUUAUUGCAUCAGUAAAUCAUAUCUUAGCAAUAUGAAAAUAUUUCACUUUUUCUGAAUUGAAGCUCCAUCUGUUGGGAAAAGCAUCCCAAUCUUUCUAGUCUUUUCUGCUCAUAGAGGAACCACAGAAGAGAAUUGUAUGAUAUGGGUCUUCUUAAGACCUUCCAUGACACCCCUUCAGUCUUUGGGGGUUUUGUUUGUUUGUCUGUUGUUUAGAAUUUCUGAAAUGUAUUUUUGCUUCCUCUA
Molecule: messenger RNA, 2578 nt
Organism: Peromyscus eremicus (cactus mouse)
Lineage: Eukaryota; Metazoa; Chordata; Mammalia; Rodentia; Cricetidae
Gene: Rhoj
Product: ras homolog family member J
Exons: 5
Coding region: 225-869 (214 amino acids)
Biological process (GO): small GTPase-mediated signal transduction
Molecular function (GO): GTP binding; GTPase activity
Source: RefSeq, a predicted model, not a curated record